UCUAUAUCGGAUGGGUUUAAUCCAAGGUUUAGACCCUAUAGUCCUGAGGAGCGUCCAAAACAGCAGCUGGCACAAGCCUUGACAGACUGGUGACAGAUGUUAAAGAAAAACUUAAGAAUGCAAAGAAGUUCUGGUCAACUCUCCCAUACAACAUGUGCAGCAACAGCAGCUCAGCCGCUGAGCUUGAGGAGGAUGGAUGUUGGAAUGGAAGUAACAGUAGCAGGUACAAUUUUGCAGUGACGGGCAAUGGCCUUGCAAACCAGCUCAACAACCCAGCUGUUCAAGUGGAUAUUACCAAACCGGACAUGGUGAUUCGUAGGCAGAUAAUGGUGCUGCAAAUAAUGACCAAUAAAAUAAAGAAUGCUUAUCAUGGAAACGAUGUAACAUUUCAUGAUGCAAGUGAUGAAGGCAGCGGUGGAGAAAGUGGCAGUGGCUGUAUUGGACUUGACUGCCACCUGGAGUUCACGUUCACCAUCACUGAUUCUCCUCUGCUCCUUGCUCCCUUGGAGCCCAAGAUAAUUAAACCUAGUAACUCUGCUUGCCGUAGCAAUCUCUCACAGCUAAUUCUACUCGUUAGCUGCCUUAUUAUAGCCUUACAUCUGAGCUUAAGAUAAUCACCCAAGAUGCAAAAGAGUCUUCACAAAUGGCUUUAAAAAAAAAACUAUUUUCAAUUAUACCAGCUGAUGACUUCACAUUAAAUUGCAAACUUUUCUUAACGUCUCAUCAAUGAUGUAUAGUUGUUGCUUCAAAUGUAUUGAGAUUGCCGUUGUCACCUAUGUAUCUACUUAAUCAUAAUCCAUGAGUGAAAACAUGCCAUCCACACCAUCAUUAUGUGGACUCCAAGGUAAAUACAUUACUUGCUAAAUUUUUUAAGCAUUUUUAAUAAAAUUUGCAAUUGGCCUAUUUAAAGAAACAGGUUGCGUGCAAGCAAAUCCAAGCCAAUUUUCAUUAUAUAAUAUGGUGAAUAUCUGUACAGAAGCAAACUUAUUUAUCUUGAAUUGACGGGAUAAUGAUGCACCUUUUGAUGCACAAAUGUAUCUGUUAUGUAGUCACGCUAAUAUCUGAUAUAUGCCUGGUUUAAUUUUAGGUAGGUAGUCUAGUUAUAAACAGUUGCACAGUAAUUAGAACUGUGAUCGUUGAGCCCUUCCAUCAGGGGACAUGUUCCACAGCUCUCUAAUUUGUUUAAAGAUCAAAUUUGGAGAAAGUGUAGUGCAGACACCAGAACAAAAUCCAGUGUUAACAUUGCUUGAUGUUUGAGCAAUCUGGGUUUAGUUUCUGGGAGUUAAUGUUUGAGGUUGCUGAUGAGGUAACUGUCCCUGUGGCGGAUUCCUAACGCCCGUGCAGCUUCCUGCAUUUGAGUCGGGAGCAUCAUCAUACUGGAAUGCUUUUCUAAUAAUAAAGUUUGAAUGCAAUAUUUGUCCUGUAUGCAUUUCAGUUUUCAUUGUAAUGUUAAUUAUAUUUUUAUAUCAAAAUUUUAACUACUUGUAAUUGCUAGCUCAGGGUCAGUACACUAUUUUAGACAUUUCUGUUCUAUUAUAUUUUCAAUUAGCAGAAAACUGAAUUAAAUGCUGUUAUUUGCUGUUUGUAAAUCAUAGGGGUUCUUGCUUAAGUACUGAUUUACCGUGACAGUAGAUUGUAUAAAGCCGUGCCAUUGUUGAGCUAGCUGCCGGUGUUAUAAGGUUUGUUAUUCCAUUUUAGAUCACAUAGUACUUGGUUUUGGCUUUCUGUAAGGGAAAGGGAAUUGCCUGAAAUAUCCAUUCAUUAGCUGAAAUUCAGCUGGAAUACCAGCAAUGGUGUGGUUCUGAUUAGCAGAUAGCUCUGCACUCUUUCUUUCAUGACAAACUUGUAUAUUAUCUUUAGUCAUUUUAUAAAAGCUUGUUAUAAUCCCAGGAAUUAUGUUUUAAAAUACACAUUGCUGUACUGAUCAUCAUUUUCAUUUCAAAUGCAAAGUACAAACUGCUUGAUGUAAGUUAAAAAACAAUGCAAAGAUUGCUGCUCUAUUCAUGGUGCAGCACCUGUGGGAAAUAUCAUGGAAUGCAAUUGAUGCUGAAGUAAACUUGUGGACAUCAAA
Leucoraja erinaceus (little skate) is the source of this 2071-nucleotide messenger RNA. RefSeq names its product glypican-6-like. The coding region runs from base 153 to 614 and encodes 153 amino acids. The record is from RefSeq and is a predicted model, not a curated record. Lineage: Eukaryota; Metazoa; Chordata; Chondrichthyes; Rajiformes; Rajidae. Gene Ontology annotation, biological process: regulation of protein localization to membrane; cell migration; regulation of signal transduction. Gene Ontology annotation, cellular component: synapse; cell surface; plasma membrane. The transcript is spliced from 4 exons.